CUUGGAUCCCCCCAUUUCUAAAUUUCUCAAAUCGCCACUGUUAAUGAUUUAAGUGUUACUGCAGUACCGCUUUUUACAUGCACGAUCAUCCUGAAUGUGUGUUAUAACCGAAUUACGGUUAUUGUUACUAAUUAUUAAGUCACAUAGAUAAUAUCCCCCCAAAACCCUACGAAGUGCCGCUGAGUCCGUGUCCAUUUUUUGCAUGAAACGGAUCUGAUCAUUUCCUGCCUGUAAACGAAAGUGAAAUUAAGUGUCGGGAUUUUAAAGGCAGAGUCGCCAUUUUAUCAAGAAACAUUUUAUCAAGAUUCUGGAAUAAUGUAAAGAUAUUCUAUGUUUCAAGAGGCCCCAGCAGGAAUCAUCUGGUCUGGAUCAGCAGAAAAAUGGAUGGAUCUGCUUCUGAAAUGCGCCCCCCUGUGGGGUGUAACAGAAAGAGCGCUGAGAGUGUCCUGAUGGAGAGAUCAGACUCCCCUGUACCCAGCUGUGUUUCCACGAAGAGUGACUGGUCAGUGAAGCAACGAAUCAGAAUCUUUGAGGGAUCUCUUCCUACAAAUGAAAGUGUCCUGAUGAAGAGAGCAGACUCCCCUGUACCCAGCUGUGUUUCCACGAAGAGUGACUGGUCAGUAAAGCAACGAAUCAGAAUCUUUGAGGGAUCUCUUCCUACAAAUGAAAGUGUCCUGAUGAAGAGAGCAGACUCCCCUGUACGCAGCUGUGUUUCCCUGAAGAGUGACAGGUCAAUGCAUGAACCACUCCACUUCAGAGAGGGACCUUUUCCUACUGAUCAAAGUGUCCUGAUGGAGAGAGCAGACUCCCCUGUACCCAGCUGUGUUUCCAUGAAGAGUGACUGGUCAAUGGGAGAACCACUCCACUUCAGAGAGGGACCUUUUCCUACUGAUCAAAGUGUCCUGAUGGAGAGAGCAGACUCCCCUGUACCCAGCUGUGUUUCCAUGAAGAGUGACUGGUCAAUGGGAGAACCACUCCACUUCAGAGAGGGACCUUUUCCUACAGAUCAAAGUGUCCUGAUGGAGAGAGCAGACUCCCCUGUACCCAGCUGUGUUUCCAUGAAGAGUGACAGGUCAAUGGAUCGACCAGUCAAAUUCAGAGAGGGACCUUUUCCUGCAGAUCAAAGAGACCAAAUGGAAGGAUGCAGUUCAGAUGUACAGGAUGAACCGAGUUUAUCUUCCAUAUUGAAGUCACUAGAGGAAAAUGCAGUGAGGUUCCUGAAGGAUGAGCUGAAGAAGAUCACGAGGUACCUAGAUCAGAAUUACCCAGAAUGCUCUGAGCCUCAGCUGGAGGAGGACAAUGACCUGGAUAGUGAUGGUCAGAUGCAGAAGACCAAUGUUAGAGAGGGAGCUCUGAAGAUCACACUGUACAUCCUGAAGACCAUGGAGCAAAAUGAUCUUGCUGACAUGCUGGAGAAGAGGCAUCUUCUGUCACAGUGUCAGCACAGAAUCAAAUGUAACCUGAAGAAGAAAUGUGAGUGUGUAUUUGAAGGGAAAGCUAAGGAAGGACAUCCAAUACUUCUCAAUGAGAUUUACACAGAACUCUACAUAACUGAAGGUGGAACUGAAGGAGUCAAUGAUGAACAUGAAGUGAGACAGAUUGAAACAGCAUCCAAGAAAAGGCGAACAGAAGAUACUAUAGUCAAGUGCAAUGAUAUAUUUAAACCCUUAUGUGGGCGUGAGACACCUAUCAGAACUGUACUCACUAAAGGGGUGGCAGGUAUCGGGAAAACAGUCUCUGUGCAGAAAUUUAUUCUAGACUGGGCGGAAGGAAUAGCAAACCAGGAUGUUCACUUCAUAUUUGCUCUUCCUUUCCGGGACCUGAAUUUGAUUAAGGAUGAAUACAGUCUGAUUGAACUGCUUCACCACUUUGUCCCAGAACUGAAGUCAUUUGAGUCCACUGAGUUGUUUAAGUUCAAAUUCUUGUUCAUCUUUGAUGGUUUGGAUGAGUGUCGCUUGCCCCUAAAUUUUCAGAAGAAUGAGAGCUGGUUUGCUGAAACAAAGAAAAUGUCACUGGAUGUGCUGUUGACAAACCUCAUUAAGGGGAAUCUGCUCCCAUCCGCUCUCCUCUGGAUAACCUCCCGGCCAGCAGCAGCCAAUCAGAUACCUCCUGAGUGUGUCCACCAGGUGACAGAGAUACGAGGAUUCAGUGAUGCCCAGAAGGAGGAGUAUUUCAGGAGGAGAUUCAGUGAUCAGAGCCUGGCCAGCAGGAUUAUUACACAUGUGAAAUCAUCAAGGAGCCUCUUCAUCAUGUGCCACAUACCUGUGUUCUGCUGGAUUUCAGCCACUGUCCUUGAGAGGAUUUUUAGCGAGACUGACAGGGGAGAAAUUCCAAAGACUCUGACUGAAAUGUACACACACUUCAUGAUCUUCCAGACAAGUUUAAAAAAUGACAAGUAUAGAAGGAUGAAAAUCCAUGAAAAUGAGUUUAAUAAAUCUGGAAAGGAUUUCCUUUUAAAACUUGGUAAACUGGCUUUUGACAACCUUGAGGAAGGCAAUCUCAUUUUUUAUGAGCAAGAUCUUUCAGAGAAUGACAUUGAUAUCGCUGAAGCUUCAGUUUACUCUGGAGUUUGCACAGAAGUCUUUAAGGAGGAGUAUGGGUUGUACCAGGAGAAGGUGUACUGCUUUGUGCAUCUGACCAUCCAGGAGUAUCUCGCUGCUUUAUAUGUGUUUCUGUCAAACUCAUCAGCUGACCUGCUGAAGACUGCAGUGGAUCAGGCAUUAGAGAGCAAGAAUGGACACUUGGACCUCUACCUCCGCUUCCUCCUGGGCCUCUCAACAGACUCCAGUAAGACUCUGUUACGAAGGCUACUGGCACAGACAGGAACCAGCUCACAUAACAUUAGGAAUACAGUGAAAUACAUCAGGGAGAAAAUAAAGGAGAAUUUAUCUCCUGAAAGGACCAUCAACCUGUUCCACUGUCUAAAUGAAUUGGGUGACAAUUCUCUAGUAGAGGAAGUACAAAGAUACCUGAAUUCAGGAAACAUUUCAGCAGAUGACCUCUCACCUGCUCAGUACUCAGCUCUGGCCUUUGUGAUGCUGAUGUCAGAUGAGGAGCUGGAUGUGUUUGAUCUGAAGAAAUUCAUCAGAUCAGAUAAGGAGCACUGGAGGCUGCUGCCUGUGGUCAAGACAUCUAGGACAGCACUGCUGAAUGGCUGUAAACUCACAGUGAAAUGCUGUGAGGCGCUGGCUUCAGCUCUCAGAUCAAACUCCUCACCCCUGAGAGAGCUGGACCUGAGUGACAAUGAUCUGCAGGAUUCAGGAGUGAAGCUGCUCUCUGCUGGACUGGGGGACUUACACUGUAAACUGGAGUUACUGAGGUUGAACAACUGUAAUCUCACAGGGGAAUCCUGUGAGGCGCUGGCUUCAGCUCUCAUAUCAAACUCCUCACACCUGAGUGAGCUGGACCUGACUGACAAUAAUCUGCUGGAUUCAGGAGUGGAGCUGCUCUCUGCUGGACUGGGGGAUUCACACUGUAAACUGGAGAUGCUGAGGCUGAAGAGCUGUAAUCUCACAAAGAAAUGCUGUGAGGCACUGGCUUCAGCUCUCAGAUCAAACUCCUCACCCCUGAGAGAGCUGGACCUGAGUAACAAUGACCUGCAGGAUUCAGGAGUGAAGCUGCUCUCUGCUGCACUGGGGGACUUACACUGUAAACUGGAGAUACUGAGGGUGGACUGGUGUGAACUCACAGAGGAAUGCUGUGAGGCGCUGGCUUCAGCUCUCAGAUCAAACCUCUCACACUUGAGAGAGUUGAACUUGAGUGACAAUGACCUGCAGGAUUCAGGAGUGAAGCUGCUCUCUGCUGGACUGGGGGAUUCACACUGUAAACUGAAGAUACUGAGGCUGUCAGGCUGUAGAGUCACAGAAGAAGGCUGUUCUUCCCUGGCUUCAGCUCUGAGGUCAAACCCCUCACACCUGAGAGACCUGGACCUGAGCUACAAUCACCCAGGAGACUCAGGGGUCAAGCUGCUCUCUGCUGUACUGGAGGAUCCCAGCUGUAAACUGGAGAAGCUGAAGCUGUCAGGCUGUAGAGUCACAGAAGAUGGCUGUUCUUCCCUGGCUUCAGCUCUGAGGUCAAACCCCUCACACCUGAGAGAGCUGGACCUGAGCUACAAUCACCCAGGAGAUUCAGGAGUGAAGCUGCUCUCUGCUGUACUGGAGGAUCCCAGCUGUAAACUGGAGAAGCUGCAGGUGGGCCGGUGUGAACUCACAGAGAAAUGCUGUGAGGCACUGGAUUCAGCUCUCAGAUCAAACUCCUCACCCCUGAGAGAGCUGGACCUGAGUGACAAUGACCUGCAGGACUCAGGAGUGAAGCUGCUCUCUGCUGGACUGGGGGACAUACACUGUAAACUGGAGAUACUGAGACUGUCAGGCUGUAGAGUCACAGAAGAAGGCUGUUCUUCCCUGGCAUCAGCUCUGAGGUCAAACCCAUCACACCUGAGAGAGCUGGACCUGAGCUACAAUCACCCAGGAGACUCAGGAGUGAAGCUGCUCUAUGCUGUACUGGAGGAUCCCAGCUGUAAACUGGAGAAGCUGAAUGUGGAUUACGGUGGAGAGUGCAGGACCAGACCAGGCUUACAGAAAUACUCCUGCCAGCUGACGCUGGACCCCAACACAGCAAACAGACUCCUGUCUCUGUCAGGGGGGGAACAGGAAGGUGACACAUGGGUGGGGGGCAGAGCGGCCAUAUCCUGAUCAUCUAGAGAGAUUUGACAGCUGCUCCCAAGUUCUGUGCAGAGAGAGUCUGACUGGCCGCUGUUACUGGGAGGCUGAGUGGGAUGGACGUGUAGUCCUGAUAGGAGUGACUUAUAAAGGGAUCAGGAGGAAAGGAGGGAGGGACUGUGGGCUUGGAGCCAAUAACAAGUCAUGGUGUCUGUACUGCUCUCCUCACAGACACUCUGUCUGGCACAAUGAUAAACAGACUCUCAUACCCAUAGAGCCCUCAGGCUCCCGCAGAGUAGGAGUGUAUCUGGACUGGGGGGCUGGUGCUCUGUCCUUCUACAGAGUCUCCUCUGAUGGACUGACCCCCCUGCACAGAUUCACCUCCUCAUUCACUGAGUCCCUCUAUCCAGGGUUUCGGGUUUAUAGAAACUCCUCAGUGUCACUCUGACGUGUUGCUGGUUCUCCUACAAAAAGGUAAAAUCUCUGCUUUUUUACCUUUAUAAUCCUUUUUACUCUGAAAUGUACAGAACUGUGCAAAAGUCUCAGGCAGGCAAAGAAAAUGAUGUUUAGAUUAUCCUCCUGUUGGUAUAAAACUAUGAUAUGAUGCCUGUCAAAGUGUGUCAGCUUCGCCAUUUCAGAACCUCUGCUAAAAUCAUCCCAGUAUUUGCAGCGACCGUCCAGUGCAGCCAUGUAUUUUUUGACUUGGCCACUAACACACCUCAUACAGCUAGUCAAUCUCUCACUGACUUUUUAAACCAAUAUAUUUAAUUAUUUAAUUGAGCUGUUGGGGAAAUUUAACAAAAUCAUGGAACGACUGAGGUGCCCCUGAGGAGAAGUUUGGGAACUGAAGCGGUGUUCAUCUAGCCGUCCAACUAGAUAUCAGUAACUUUUUAGAAAACAU
Molecule: messenger RNA, 5562 nt
Organism: Brienomyrus brachyistius
Lineage: Eukaryota; Metazoa; Chordata; Actinopteri; Osteoglossiformes; Mormyridae
Product: NACHT, LRR and PYD domains-containing protein 3-like
Exons: 22
Coding region: 381-4694 (1437 amino acids)
Molecular function (GO): protein binding
Source: RefSeq, a predicted model, not a curated record